UCUCAAUGCUGUUUCCAAUUUAUCGUUUCCAAGACCCAAUAUUUCAUUUUUAUUAUUUUUUUUUAGUUUUAUUUUAUUCGACUUUUUAUAGUUUAAUGUUUUAAUAUCAAAAUUACGUCCGUUACGAGUUUUUCUUUAAGUCAGAAGGAAUAAUUAUUUAUAAUUACAACACUUUAUUACUGUAUUACUAUUACAAACAAACAAUUAUUUGUAAAAUGAAGUGACAAUUUUAGCAAAAUGCCAAAAAGGAGACACCAGAACAUAUCUGCAGUAAGUAGUGAUGAAGAAGACAGCAGCGAUGAAAGUUAUGAGGUCUCAGUGCCAUCAACGAGCCACCGAGUUACUCACUCGCAAGUGACCCGAGGCUCUAAAACAUCUAAAAUCCUUCCUUUUUUAUCUCAACCUGCUGACGUAUCAUCAAAACAAAGAGUUUUGACGCAGCUUGGGUCACAAUUGACAGACUUUGAGAAAGAGAUUAUCAUCGACAAGGUCUUGAAGAGAAUUGUAUCAAAGUACCUUCUUACCCAGAAGACAUUCAGGAAAACAGCCAUGUUUUUACCCGAAGAUAAAAUUAAACCAAAACAGCAGGAUUCACUGAUACCCAUGAUCAAAGAAAAGUUGAAAGAGUAUACAAAGCUCGAGCUGGUGACUGAUGGUAGUAGAUUCAUGGUUUCGAUACCAAAAGCGCUCCAAACUGAAAUUCUGUCUCAAAAUCAUCCCAGCCAAAGCACAGAACAUAAAUCAUAUAACAGCGGAGACGCAGAGAAUUCUUUAUGCAGCCAACCGGUGCAACCACCAGAUGAUAUUACUCACGUUUUACUCACUAUAACUUUGGCUGUCAUUUAUUUCUACCGGGGAAAGAUUUUAGAAGAUGAACUUAUAGAAAAGAGAUUGCCUCAAAUUCUACCAAUUAUUAACUCAUUUUUCUUGUCGUCUAAAGAUUUAACUAAAACCAUGCAGGAUUUUGAACAAAGAGCGUUCAUCGAAAAGAAAAUGUCAAUAAGUGACCCAGAAAACCCACCAAAGGUUUACGUUUAUUGGGGUUUUAGGGCCAAAACUGAAGUCGACAAGAAAAUGCUUCUUCCUGUAUAUUGUCAGCUUGCUGAUUGCACAACCAAUGAUUUACCUUUAUGGCUGAAGGAAGCGAUUGAGAGUGAUGUGGAUUUUUAACGAAGGAUUUUAUUUAAAAUUUGUAAAUUUUAUUAAACAUUUAAUUUUU
Molecule: messenger RNA, 1219 nt
Organism: Cimex lectularius (bed bug)
Lineage: Eukaryota; Metazoa; Arthropoda; Insecta; Hemiptera; Cimicidae
Exons: 7
Coding region: 238-1170 (310 amino acids)
Source: RefSeq, a predicted model, not a curated record